Spodoptera litura is the source of this 2528-nucleotide messenger RNA. RefSeq lists its product as uncharacterized. The record is from RefSeq and is a predicted model, not a curated record. Lineage: Eukaryota; Metazoa; Arthropoda; Insecta; Lepidoptera; Noctuidae.
UACACAGUGAUGUAUUGUCAUUACGUCCUACUACUCCCAUGCGGCCUCCAGAAGAGACCCAGGCGGCUAAAGUCGCCCAGAUGAUUAAUUUCGUAAACACGUUAAAGAAGCGCGUCAGUUUUCUAGGAUAUGACAAACGCAGAACAGAAUUGGCCCACGUAGAAGAAAUUAAGCCUUGGAUUGAGAAUCUAUACAAAGUUCUAUUGUCGAAAGAGGAGCAGACGUCAAGAGAAUAUUCCCAGAAGCUGGCAAACAUGGCGCGGUACUACGUCAUUAACAAUCCAGAGGUACUGGACGAGUUUGGCAAGAAGAAGAUAAAGAGGAAGAAGGAUAUUAGGAGACCGUCAUACGAGUCUGCAGCAUCCUCAGAUCCUGUGUCUAAGUCGGAGAGUUCUUCUGUAGAACCUAGAUACAAGGGUCUAGGGCCGAAGAGCUUGAAGAGACGAUACGACAUGGAAUUUUUACCUGAUCCAGAAGCCAAUCCCAAAGAAUUCAACAUUGGUAAGAAAGAAGAUGAAUUUGGACAGCUGGUUCUAAAAAACUCUGAAGAAAAAGAUGUAAUAUUCCAACCUGUUGGCGAAAACGGACCGAAGUUCGAACCCGAUUUAGACUUUAACAUCAACGAGAAGGAAAACGUUAGACCAAAAUCAAUUUUCGGAGAGAUAUUAGACAAUGUCAAAAGCUCUGAAAUUGAGAUAACAACUGAAAGUGCACCAACAACAGAUUACAAUAAAGACCAAAAUGUCGUGAAGGGAAAAUAUAUCAAAGCAGAAGAAGAAGAGAUAAAAAAUGACAAUCAUAAGAGAAAACCUCUUGAACCUAAAAUAGAUGACGGAGAUUAUGACAGAGGGACAUACCAAAACCAUAGACCAGAUGACAUGUCACCAAAAAAAGAAGGAAAUGAGACCAAAACUGAUUUAAACUAUCGGGUAGAAGAAAUUAAAGAAACUGAAUUAAAUAACUACUUAAAAGGAUAUGGUCACCAAAAAAGAUUUAAAGAAGAACAAAGACUAAAAUCUGUAGAAGUAAACAAUAAACAGAAGAAUAAUGGUGCACAAGAUGUAACAAUUGACCCACACAGAACUGACCAACAUAAGGAUGUAGAUAACAAUGAGACAAUCGACCCACACAAACAUAAAGAUUUAAAUAAAAAUCAGCAAAAUGAUGAAAAAACUGGAUCUAAAGAACGAAAACCUCAAACGAACCAAUGGGAUUUAAAAGGCAAAGAGAAUGAAUAUAAAUACGAAGGCAACGAAAAGAUUAAAGACCAAAACAACGAUGACCAUAAAAGAAAUCUUAACGAAAACGAGGACAAAUUUAAUAAAAACAACAAACCACGUCUUGACAAUGAGAAUAAUGGGAAUAAAGAUAACAAUAAUCAAAAGUAUGACAAUGAGAACCAGGACAAAAUUGGAUGGACUAGAGAUGAUGAUAGAAAUAUAAAAGAUAGAGAUAAUGUUAUGAAGGAUCAUCAUGAAGAUAGGAAUCAGAGAAACCUGGAGCAAAGUCAUAAUGACUACGACAGACUUAAUGAUGAACAAAGAUAUGAUGACAAAGACCAGAAAAAUAAUGAUGAAGGUCGAUAUGAUGAUUGGAAUACUAAACGCAAUGAUAGAGAUAGAAAACGUAAUGAUUGGGAUAAUAAAGAAUCGAAUAUGAAUAAAAAUAACGAUUGGGGCUCAAACAACAAUGACCGGAAGAACAACAACAACAAGAAAAAUGAUUGGGCAACUAACAACGAUAAUUAUGGUAAAAAAAAUGAAAGAAAUGAGAAAAACAUCGACUGGGAUACAAAAAACUAUGAUGGCGACAAUAAAAGAGACGACUCGAGCAUAAAGCAAGAUUGGAAUACAAAAAAAGACGCCUGGAAUGAAAAACAAAGCUGGAACACAAAAAAAGGUAAUUGGAACACUGAAAAAGACGAUUGGAAUACAAACAAAUAUAAUGCAGACAAUAAUAAUAACCAAAAUUAUAAUAGAUAUGAUUCAGACAGAAAUAAUAAUGGAGAUAAGAGACAUGAUAUUGAUAACACUAACUAUUGGGAUAGAAAUGAUAAAACUAAGAGAAAGGACAAUUGGGACGAUGAUGCAGAUUGGAAAAAAGACAAUAAAAAGAACAGGAAAAAACACAGCAUGGAAAAAAAAGAAGAGUGGAAAGAAUACAGCGUUGACAACAAAAAGAAGGUUACUGAUGAACCAAAAAACAAUUGGGACACAGUUGGAACUAAACAGAAGAAACCAAAAGGCGGAGGACAUAAAAAGAAAAAGGUCUUAAAACAAGGCCCCGUUGAAGUUUUUAAACCAAUUGAAAAAGACUGGAAUUUAGAUGCGGAACCAGUUAAACAAAAAACUCCAAGUUCGUGGGACGAUUAUGUCCCAAAAAAUAAUGACAAUGAUGAUUAUAAACCGAUAAAAAAGAAGAAACGCGGUAGCUAUGAAAGAUCGAAAAACAGUCAGCCUAAUCACUCAGCUUUUGGGCGCACGCCUAUCCCUUUUGCCGGCAAAAAACGUAUUUAUGCUGAUAAAUAA